AUGAGCGAAGAAGAAGAAGAAUUGAUGUCUGAAGAAGACGAUGAAGAAGAAGCGGAUGAACUUGAAAAUGUUGGUAGUUCUGAAGCAAUAAAAAAAGAUAGCAAUAUAAGAAAGUUGAGUUUGAGUUCAAGGACAGAAAGCAAUAGUUCAAGAAAAGACAGCAGUAACUCAUUUGUACGAAAAGUUAGCAGCAAUAGUCGAGAUUCGAAUAAAGAAAAUAAAGAAGCAACACUAUCAGAAGCAGAAAUGGCUAUUUUGGCAGCAAAAAAAAGACAAGAGGAAGAACAAGAAGCUAAAUUACUAGAUUAUGAAGAAAGACGUCGAAUAGAACGUGAAAAAAUUGAAGAAGAAUUACGUGCUUUGAAAGAAAAACAAGCAAAAAGACGUCAAGAACGUGAAGAAGAAGAACUUGAAUUUGCUAAACGUCGAAAGGAACAUGAAGAAAAACGAAGACAAGAAGAAGAGCAAUUGCGGGAAAAAGUUGAAAGCGCAAAACGACGCCGCGAAGAAGAAAAAAAUAAGCGUCAACAAUCAAUGGCCAGUUCGUUUUCGCUCGCUUCAGGCGCAAAAGCUGGCGAAAAAAAUUUUACUAUUCAAAAAAUUACCAAAGCUGAAACCAAUCCACAAACACUGAAGCAAAUUAACGUGGAAAUGAAUGAGCAAAAUAAACGUGCAUAUAUGGCAACAAUUCAACCAGUAAAUACAACAAAUAUGCUGCCAAAUGAUUUGAAAGAUCAUAUCAAAAAGUUACACGCAAAAAUUGUACGGAUGGAAGCAGAAAAGUAUGAUUUAGAAAAGAGAAACGAACUUCAGAUCUACGAUCUGAAGGAACUACACGAACGACAAAGGCAACGUGCUCGACAACGUGCUUUGCAGAGAGGUUGUGAUCCCGAAGAAUCUGGCGAUACACUUAUACCACCAAAAGUAACGAUUGCUUCAAAGUUUGAUCGUGAAGUGGAUCAUCGCUCAUAUUUUGAUCGUCGUCUUCUUUACGAAAAAACUAAAGCUGAAAAAAAACCAAAAAUACUUCGCGGUACUGGUCGUCCACCAGCAGAUUGGGGUCGUCACACUAAUGAAGAAUUAGAAACUAUUCGAAAAACUUUAGAAACACCACGUUAUCGUGAACAAAUAAAACUUGAAAAUGUAGCACCACCAAUACCGCCAGCACCACUACAAAUUCCUGAUGAUUCAGACGAUGAAGAUAAUGACACAAAAGCAGCUAAUAAGUCAGAAGAAUCUAAUCAAGCAGAACGAUCUGAUACUAAAAAACCGCCAGUUCCAUCAAAACUUCAUGAUAAGAAUGAUGACAAAAAAUUAAAACCAAAUGCACCACCAAAACCUAAAGUAUAUCAAUAUGUUACUUCUUAA
This is a messenger RNA of Thelazia callipaeda (thelaziosis nematode), 1368 nucleotides long. NCBI's taxonomy places the organism in Eukaryota, Metazoa, Nematoda, Chromadorea, Rhabditida, Thelaziidae. The record is from the annotation of a GenBank genome assembly.